AUGCAGAGCUCCAUGGCGCGGAGACUCGGUCCAGUCUCAGUCAACAUGUGCGAUGGGAAGUCUCGGCAGUCCCAGCCCAUGGCGAUCCCUCGGAUGCUCCUAGAUCGACGUCAGGCUCUUGUACUCGCCGCCGCUGCUGCCGCUGGUACUGUUGUCAGCCCCUUUCCCUGCUCAGCGGAAGGAACGCGAUACGCCGACGAUGCGAGGGGUUUUGAGUUUCAGGUGCCGCAGGGAUGGAUUCAAGGAGAGGCGGAGUUCCCUGGAGGAAACAGGAACCCCGCUCGUCCCAAGAUCAUCUCCUUCCGCAGCCCGACGUCGGACGACUUCAACAUCGCUCUGGUCUCCUACAGUAUCCAGCCCGACUACUCCAAGCUGGGAAGCUUCGGGACCAUCGAGGACGUGGCCAAGAACAUCAUCGGGACUAACGAGAAGGCUUCGACGAUAGGCGAGAUCCUCUCGCAGAAGCAGACGAACCUCGGAGGCGGACCCGGAUACAUCUUCAACUAUCGCAUCAACGACAAGCGUCUCGCCACCAUCUUCACGACGAGUGUGGGAAGCUCGGGGGCGUGCUGGCUCGUGACUUUGACCAUGCAAUGCCCGGAGGCACAGUGGGACGACAACCAGAAGAGCGUCGAAGAAGUUCUCAAGUCCUUCAAGCUGGAGAAGUGA
Guillardia theta CCMP2712 is the source of this 669-nucleotide messenger RNA. RefSeq lists its product as hypothetical. Gene Ontology annotation, biological process: photosynthesis. Lineage: Eukaryota; Cryptophyceae; Pyrenomonadales; Geminigeraceae. Gene Ontology annotation, molecular function: calcium ion binding. The record is from RefSeq and is a predicted model, not a curated record. Gene Ontology annotation, cellular component: extrinsic component of membrane; photosystem II; photosystem II oxygen evolving complex. The transcript has 2 exons. Bases 1 to 669 code for a protein of 222 amino acids.